This is a messenger RNA of Exophiala spinifera, 525 nucleotides long. RefSeq lists its product as uncharacterized. The transcript has 2 exons. Lineage: Eukaryota; Fungi; Ascomycota; Eurotiomycetes; Chaetothyriales; Herpotrichiellaceae. The record is from RefSeq and is a predicted model, not a curated record. The coding region runs from base 1 to 525 and encodes 174 amino acids.
AUGGCCUCCCAAGACUCGGCUGGCAAGAAGGACGGUAGCAGAAGACGUCGUCCUCGUGGUCCAAAUCAUGGCGGUCGUGCUGCUCGCGCUCGUCGCGAAGCUCGUCGCGCCGCUCGCGCCCUUGCCGACAAUGUUGCGCCUGCAACUGGUUCGAACGAAGAUCCUGCCGACACUACGCCUAGGACUCAGCAGGCAGAGAAUGAGACUCGUGGGGCCCAAGAAAGCGACACACAACCGAUCAAACAGUCGGCGGAAAAGACGAGGCGUGAAAUGCGUCGUGAAGAAUUGCGUAGCCGAGAAGCAGCGCGUCUUGAAGCAGCACAGCGCGAAGUGCGCCGUGCCAUAACACGGCUGGAGCGCUUCCGAGAGGAUCUUCUCAAGCAACACUAUCCGGAUGGAUUUGUUCCAGAAGGCACCUAUGGACACAGCGCAGCAGGGUAUCAGAGGGAACGAGAGGAAGCUGUAAAGUUGCUUCUCAUGCUUGAGAUGGACGAGGAGAUGGAUCAGGGAAUCAGGUCGUUGUAG